Molecule: messenger RNA, 9783 nt
Organism: Bombus pyrosoma
Lineage: Eukaryota; Metazoa; Arthropoda; Insecta; Hymenoptera; Apidae
Gene: FucTA
Product: glycoprotein 3-alpha-L-fucosyltransferase A
Exons: 8
Coding region: 844-2289 (481 amino acids)
Cellular component (GO): membrane
Molecular function (GO): alpha-(1->3)-fucosyltransferase activity
Source: RefSeq, a predicted model, not a curated record
CUUUUCAUUGCAUUAUCUCAUUUUUCCUUCAUUAUUGUAUGAUUAUUCUGAAAAUCUUUUAGUUUUUGAUAGAGGCAACACAUUAAAGGAUCAUUCGGUCAGAGUACUUAUGUAUGUAAGUACAUAUAUAUAGUUUAUCCGUUUUCCAGAUACUAGUCGAAUGUUUGGUUAGUAUCGUGGAUUGAUUUCGAUCGUCAGUUCGAUCAUCAUUUCGAUCAUUUCGAGCAGCAGGAUGCUAGUAGCUGUGUGAUUAAGUUCGCGAUGCUGAAGGAGGCUUAAGCGGGGAAAUUGCGUGGAGCAGCAUAGCGAGGGCGCAGUCGCGGCUCUUAUAGAUUUUCCCCUUGCUACAUAACUUGGUACGUGUAAUACCGACACAAAGCUCGGGGGUUGCGAGGAUGGAGUAAAGGGGAUGGCGCGUGUUGAACGCGCAACGUCUACGGAAGCGAAAAGGAACUGCGCACACCCAGAGGUGGUGGAAUAGGAGGACGAGGAGGAGAAAGAGCAGGAAAAAGAGGUAGAGUAGGAGUAGGAGUAGGAGUAGGUAGGAGGAGGAUAUAGCAAGAGGACAGAAGCGACGGGCUAGGCCAACCGUCUACACCGUGAAUUGCCCGAUCGGGAAUGAAUAAUCUCGCGCAUAGGUGGUGCCCGACGUGAAGCAUUUGGACAUGUGACUAAGGGUGAGUGCAUCAUCGAGGUGCAUCUUCGUGGUGCACUGCUACUCGUAUUUCACGGUUAAACACGUGGUCCUGUCCUUCGAUGCAUCUUUUGAACGCUGAAUGGACACCGUUCGGGCAAGACGCAGCGUAUGGAUAGAUAAUUUUUGACAAAGAGGAAACGUGCGGCAUGAGUCUGCCGCGUCCUUCCCUGAAGGGAUACUUUUUUUACGUGCUAUUCUUCUCCGGUUUGCUGCUAGUUAUCCUGAAUCUACUACAGGACGAAAUAUGGCAUCGUAUGCGACCUCAUCCUGGACAAUCUCAACCGGUUCGAGUUUCCGAUACCAAGAUCAAGCAAAAUUGGCCUGCAAAAUUGAAGAAACCGACAAUGCAUGUUUCGCAGACUCGAGAAAAAAUGGAGAAAAAGCUUCUAUCCGAGGUAUCCAACCUAACCGGCACGACGAUUUUAACACGCAACAGUAUAGAACUGAUGGAUCCAUCGAAAAGGCCUUGGUAUAUGAAAGGAGGGACCAGGAGGCCUUAUCCUGCCAUAAAAUCCCAUCGUACUGGCCGCAGAUUGGCGCGUUUGUGGCCCGACGAAGACGCUUACGACGAUCGUGUUACCAAUCAAUUGAUGUAUGUACCGACUGAUUAUAAUAAAACUGGUGUCGAUCGUCCAUUGAAAAAGAUAAUGGUUCCACAUGGUAUGCCCGAGGCGAAAGUCGGUCCUGACAUAUUUCUUCAGCAUCGAUGUCCAGUAAAUACUUGUACCAUCGUCAGAGAUAACGCCGAAGAUGCUGAUUUAAUCUUAUUCAAGGACUACAUAACGCAUGUGGGAAGAAGAUCUGCAAGUCAACAGGUGUGGAUGCUGUAUUUUUUAGAGUGCCCUUAUCACACGCAGAGCGUGAAGAACGCUGUCAUCAAUUGGACGGCAACUUAUCGUCGUGACAGCGACAUAGUCGCGCCCUAUGAAAGAUGGCAAUAUUACGACUCUAGCGUCACGCAAAUACCGCAGACUUUUAAUUACGCAGCCAACAAGACUAAAAAGGUAGCAUGGUUCGUUUCAAAUUGUCAUCCACGAAAUCAGCGUAUGCAUUACGCGAAAGAGCUUUCGAAAUACAUCCAAGUGGACAUCUACGGGACUUGUGGCUCCUUGCGAUGCCCACGCUCGCAAUCUCAAGCGUGCUUCGAUAUGCUCGACGAAGACUACAAAUUUUAUCUAGCUUUCGAGAAUUCCAACUGCAAGGAUUACAUCACGGAAAAGUUCUUCGUCAAUGGUCUCGGACACAACGUUCUGCCGAUUGUAAUGGGUGCGCAUCCAACGGACUACGCUCGCAGCGCUCCUUACCGCUCGUACAUUCACGUGGACGAGUUUGAGUCACCGAAAGAGCUUGCCGAGUAUCUUCAUCGUUUGGACCGAGACGACGAACUGUACAAUUCGUACUUUCGCUGGAAAGGUACCGGCGAGUUUAUCAACACGUACUUUUGGUGCCGUGUUUGCGCCAUGUUGCACGACGACCGGCCGCCAAAAUUUUACAAGGACGUGAACGAAUGGUGGAGAGGCGACGGAAUAUGCACGACGACUUCGUGGCGUGAACACGAUUCGGUUCGUGCGGGAAAGUUGAAAAACACUUGAAACGUUCUUCGCAAAGUUCCGUUAAUUUACGUGAAAGGACGCGGUGCGUCUGAAUGUCUAUAUGCGAGAAUCGACUGGGUUUACAAAGGCCACGUGGAAAGUUUUAUCGCCAAGAAGCAGUUUGUUCGAGAACGAUUCGUUCUGUCACUUAUCCUUGAUCGUGUAACGAAUCUGUUGCGGUUGCAGUUGCGGUUGCGAUGCUCAAAAAAAAAAAAGAAAAAAAAAGUAAAAAUAAAAAAGAAAGAGAAACUACCCAUGGAUUCCGAGGAAUCCGAUGUUAACGAGACGUUCGAGUUGAAGUUAAACGACGCCGACGCGACCCGACGUCUGGUUAGUCCGUUAAUCGAUAAAAAGACUGCCGACUACGAAUUUGAUGAAACACAAAGACCGAAUUUGUAUUUUUCGACGAGCAACACGGACUUUUACGUGCAACGAUCGACGACCGAUUCCCCACUUUAGAGCUACGGUGGUUACUCGUGUUUUUACGGUGACUAUAAAACGCUGGUGUUCUUUCCUUUUUAGCGACAGUAACGAUCCGAGUCUUGACUCUGAUCGAUUACUUCGUUGGGGGCGGUUAAUUCGUUUCACGAGAUAAGCUAAAAAAAGAAACCUCUUUUCCUCGAAUAUUUAUCGCAAUUUCUAUUAGAAAAGAUCUCUUCUUUCAAAAUUUACCACCAUCGAUCUUCGAACUUCUUUGACUAUAUCGAUUAUCAAAUUAGUCACGCACAGAGUAAAUCGCUUCGGCAUAUCGCUUACCGACAAUGACAAUUUUUCGAACGUUCCUUCGAAAUUCGUAUAGGUACACGUAAGACUCUCGUUCUAGUCUUUUGUGGAUUGUUUUGAAAAUUUCAUAUUCAAAUUAGACGUUUGUAAAACGUUAUUUUCGUAAAGCGUAUUACCACGGUCGUGGUAAUUUGACGAGACAAUGUUUUAUACGAUUAUUAAUAAAUUACGAAUAUCGACGUAGUUAGUGGAAAAUUAAUAACGUAUUUGAGAAAAAAAUGCCGACUAUACGCUGCGCGUUCUUGAUUCAAAUUUCAAGAAAUAUACGCGUUCGUCGAUUCGCAAAGCAUAUGUAAAUUAUAUACACGCAAGUCGUAUAGUUGUCAACCAUACGUCUCAUCGAAUCCGUGUCUAAACUCGCCUUUAAUAGCACGAAGGUGUAUUUCGUUAAAACGCAAAAAGCAACUUUACUUUGACUGUAUUCUUGAUAUAACGUACACACAGACUAUCAGCAAUUUGCUGUUUUUAUCUUGGAAAUUUCAACGAUAUAACGAUGAAAGAAUCGGCAAGUAAAUUAUAAUUGUUUGCAAGAAUCGAAAUAAGAGGAAAACUGUAGGUUUUGAAAUUAAUUUAAUUUUCGUAGCAAAGCAGUUACGAAAUAUACGUGUAAUGACGGCACGAAGUUACUUUUGAACGUAAUUACUUCUAAAUAUACAUAUAUAUGUGAAUAAAGUGUAACAAGAUGGCAAUUAUUCUUCUGAAAAUGAAAGAGAGCAAUACUUUUUCGCAGCUCACGCUCAACGGACAUGUUGGAUUAUCAUUACGCUUAACACAUGCGAAAUGCGAAAUCUGUACGACGAUACAAAGCUGGACGAUGACGCGCAAGUUAAUAUAAUUUGAAAUGUUCCUCGCAACGACACAAUAUCAAUUUUAUCUUUAUCCCGGUAUUCGGAUAAAUAUUCAUGUGGGUUCGAAUGCGGAUUACACGUUCGUUAUAUACGCCACAAGGUAGCUACGAAAAUCUGUUGCUUUAAAAUCUUUUAGUUGCACGCAUUUUCUCGCUAAUAGAUACCUACGGAUGCCUUUUAUAAAUACAUGUUGUUACGUAUCUAUCAUAGGUAUAUGCAUAAAUCUGUCGAACUUAAGGACUCCUUGUUUUAGAAAAUUUGCUUUAUUAGUUUAAUCGACUUAUCGCGACUUAUGUACGAAAAACGAUUGUCUCCGUAUGAAAAUUUAACUUUAAAGUUGAAUGGGAAAUAGUAUAAUAUAAAACGAGUAUAGCAUUUUGUCGAUAUGGGUUAGAUCGUCGUUCAAAGUACGUUUAUUGGAUAGUUUCAUUGCCGCAUUCUCUGCAGUAUCUCGCGUAUGUACAUUUCUAUGAUCUACAUAGCGCGUACGAAGAUAGCGUGGAACGAAUUAUCUGUAAAUUAACUCUAGAUUAAGUCUUUCAAGGUGUGAUGUUUACGAUCGUACUUGUUAAUAGAUAGAAGUAGUUCGGACAAAUAUCAAAGUCAAUGUGCUACGACCAGGAUAAUAAUUUGUUGGAAUAUUGUGAAACUUUAAAGCGCGACCGCGAUUAUACGACAUAAUCGUAUGGAAAAAAUAGUUUCGCAAGUUCUGAGAUUAUUGAAGUUUACGAGCGGAAUUGAUAUACCUGUAGUAAAUGUAAGAAAAUGUUUGCACAUAGCUGAACAUUGUUUACCCCUUGUAUCAUACGUAUACAGCUAUUUACAUUAGUUUGCAGUAUGGAAUUUAUUAGAUUCGAACCUACACGGAUAAGUAUCGUGUUAGGCAAAUCGAUGUUUCACAACUGCAAUCUACCGUAAUCGAUCAUUUAACACGUUACGCCUGUGUCGUAUUUUCUAAAGAUUUCCACCUCUUGUUCAUCGAACCAUUGCGCGAGUCGCGCAAGGAAAAGAAAUAGCCGUCGAGAAGAUCUUUUCGUCAACAUUCGUAUACUGUAACAUAGGUACGCUGUUAACCAGCUUCUAUACGCGAGUCCUACUAAAUAUCGGUAACGGGUGACGUUCGUCGUUCGACGUUACCAACUACUGUCGUAGGUAACGAUCAUUUUCGAUUCACGUUCAACGUCGACGCGUACUCGAUACGUUAUACGUGUACAGUGGUUAUUUGUAAAAUAUCCCAUCGAUUAUGCAAGAAUUUUGCAAGAUCUAGUCAAGCGUGACCUUAUCGAGAAACUUUUUCGAGUCAUUCUCGUCGCUACAUACGCAACGUGUACCUGUUCAAACGAGUCCUAGUAUAACUUACUUUGAAUUUAAUUAAUGUAAUAUUAAGUUAAUUUAUAUAGUUGUUUAAAUAGUUGUUCGUCGAACGAAUCGUUGCGUGCUCUAUCCAUUAAUUAUAGGUACAUGGUAAUUUUCCAACGAUUACGACUAUUUCACGAGCAAACUUUAUUCGUCGCACGAUAAUAAUUACAAUUAAAGGCACGAAUAUUUAUAUCGAUUUCUUUUUUUCUAACUUAUACAUGUUUCUUUAAACACGCUGAACUUUCUGUAAAGAACGUACCACUUUGUUCGAUUCUUUUACGUUAUAUUUCGUUCAAACGUGCACGUUUCGAAUACGUUUCCUUCGAUAGUAAUUGCUAUCGCGACGAAUAAAAUUUGGUAUCGAUAUAAUUAUUGUCGGUGCUGAAUAACAAUUUCAAAUAUCGAAUGUACCGUGUUCCGCGUAUUAUGAUCACGAUCCGCAAGAUUUGUUAAUUUGCAAAAGACUAUUUUGAUAACGCAGUUAUUCGCGGAAAAGUUUUAACAGUUUCGUUGUUUACCGAUGCGUAAGCGCGUAAGAUACGCGAAAGCAAUUUUUGUGCGUUGUACGAAACGAUACUACUUAUAGAAUAGCAAACUUUCUUUAAUUGAUAAUUUCUGGUAUUUUACGUUUUAUUGCUUACGUCGAGCAACUUUUUCCAAAUUGUACUUUUGUAGUAGUAUCGUUUGAGUAUUUUCGUAAACUACGAUAAUUUGUAAAAUGCGAUAUCGUUUCAGAGAUCAAGGUAGAAAGAUAGAAGAAAAUUGGAAUAGAUAUUAUACGUUUCUUGAUAUGUUUUUAGAAAUUUUAUUUGAAUCAACUUGAUCGCUUGUAAUUUCGAUUAAUUUCCUAUCAAGCACAUAUCAAUCGAUCAAUAAAUAAUAAUUAAACGUUAACUAUCGGUUGAAAACAGAAUAUAAACAGCUAUUACGCGAUGUAAGGUUUCGCGAACGACAAGUACGAUUAUUGAAACGAAUCUCGUUGUUGCACGAGCACAAAGAGGUACGCAUAUUGCGCGAGAAAGUCACUUUUCGCCUCCAUUCUUGUACGAAACACAGUUGCACGGAUCAGCCAAAGAUUUCCAUCUUACACCGGUAUAUAUUCGCAUACGGUAGUAACACAAAUUGUCACGUCGUUCGGUUUAUCCUUUUUGCUCGUUAUCUAACCGUUCGUUCAGAGUCGAGAUCGCGAUAUUUCGAUCGAGCGAUUAAUUUCCCACUCGUUGUCGUUAAAACUUGUAUCGGUAGCAUGGGGUUGCAAACCAAAUGAUCGUAGAUAAAUUAUUUCUAUUUUUAUGCACGUUGCCGAGUUCUAUGUUCUACGAAUCGUGUGCUUUUUAUCAACGAUAGUUAACUUUCGGGUGUACGUAGUCCUCGAUGUUCGGUAAAAGAAAAGUUGACAAAUUGAUCGAGAUUAGCACGUUGAUAACAAAAGAUGCGAUAAAAUAUUGUUGAAACUGUAAAGGUAUUCGUGUACAUCGAACGCAUGAUUGCGAAGAAAGUUACGGUUAAAGUACAGUGAAAAGAUAAAGUCUGUCGCGACUAAUUGUAAGACGUUUCCGUUGCCGAGAUCCGUUCAUUAACUUUUACCUGUUUAUUACUUGUUUCGAUCGUACGGUAGACGCUAACGCCAAAUACCUACUGUAAAGUAAGGGUAAAUGUAAGUUCAAAAUGCGGACGAAUUAGCGAGAAUAUACACAGAACUUACUCGUAAGAUUAGCACAGCUCAAAACUUAUAGCUCAAAAAUGCAAAACGUUCGGUUGUUUUAGUUCAAAGUGUUCUUGUUGGCUCAAAUGAAAAUCGAUACGAGGAAAUGUUGUUUCUGUAGUAUAGGAAUGUUGCACGAACGCAAAUACGAUAUGGAAUGCACGCGUAAAACUGUACUACAAGCGGAUUACUUGAUGGUGAAUUUUGCCACAGCUUCUAAUCGGUUCCUACGUAAUGUCGAUCUUUCAGAGUGCGCACAACCAAGCUAGAUAAUCGUACAAUUAAGUAACAACUUAUCGAUCGAACCCGACACAGAUCGAACGAUCGGCUGCAGAAUCGAACGAAAGCCUCCGAUCGCGCGACUGAUCGUUUCGAGAAUACGUGUCCGCGCGCGAACACGAGUUAGAGAUAUUUUAUUAUUUAAACUUUUACUUUCUUUUCUCAAGCAAUUAGCAAAUUCAUUUGGAAAUCAUACGAAAUUAAAAGGUACGUUACGAACUCGAACGAAAGCGAGUAGCACCACUGUUCGACUACGUUUUAGAGCGAGAAAUAUACGCGUGUAUUUAGAAACAGGGCGCCAAUUAUUUUCUAAAAGGCUUUGAUUCUAUUAUGCGUAACAAAGUACCGACGAGUACACUCGCGUAGACGAUUAUUUCGCUUCGACGUUGACGAUAUUUUCUAUAUAAGUACCUACGUAUGUACAUAUAUUUUACAAGUAACUACGGUGAAAAAUUCAGAUUCGAAAGAUAUCGAUGUCGAAUGAAGAUUCAAGUAAAAAUCUGACCAAUUAAGUUAUUUAUUCCUCCGUCGACGUUUACGUUAAUUAUCGUUGUUUGUUUGCCAAUUACUUAAGUACACCAUGUUACACGUAUGUUCAAUAUUUUAACUUUAUUUAAUAUACCGAUUUAACAGUUAGUUUAACAGCUAGGUUGGUUGUUAUACGCGACCGUUGAUAUUUGUUAGCGCGGCACAUGAAAAUUUCGUGAAAUAAUCAAUAUCCAUAGGGUCGUAGAAAUUUCUUGAUAAAAAUUGACGUUACAGAUGGAAAGCUGACAGCAUAUAAGUAUUAGGGAAUGUAGAAAUUUGAAUAAUAACUAUGGAAUUCAAAGCGUACUUUGAAAAUCGUGAUAUGUGCUUUAUCGAUUGUUUACUACUUAUUGAUUAUUGGUGCUGUUUGUAAUAAUCGGUGCUGGUGUACGCCAUAUUUAGACCACAUAUUUUGAUUAUAGAGAUUUAGCGUGUAAGAAUUAGCGGCCGAAAAUAAUACAUAAAACGCAAUAGAAUAGGUAAAAUUUUCUUCUUUUGCUUUCGAGCGAAUCUUUCUUCCAUUUGUUGACGUACAAAAUUAGAAUAGCGUAUCGUAGCGUACCAAAGCGCUAGGAAAUUGAGAAAAACUAUAACAGAAUCAGCUGCGCCCUUUCGUUUUUCGCAAAGCAAGUGUGAAUUGCUGUUCCGUUAUAUUUGAAAUACGUACUUAUAUUAAUAUUAUAUACAUACGUAUUACGUUAUAGAUCAGUGCUAUCCGAGUUUUACGAGUAAUACCGAUAUCUUAUUGUCUUAUUUAUCGAGUUAUGCAUCGUUUUUAUCGCGUGGAAUUUUUAUCUCGAACGAUCGCCUGUUUACAGAACCUCUAAAGGGCUGGAUCACGUUUGAUUAUAAUCGAUCAAGAAGAAGUAUCUUGUUACGAAACAGUCGAAAAGGGAAAUAACAUGAUCGAAAAUGGGUAUCGAAGAUAUCCAGGAUGUUUAGUUUAGUCGUUGCGUUACUUCAACUUAAUUGAUACUAGUUUGCGUAACUAACACGUUCAUCGAUAUCUUUGACACGUCGAGACGGUGAGAAAACAUAUGUGUAAAUACGUAUUGCCAAAAUCAAACGCAAAGAUAAUUUUCCUAUCGAAUUGAUCGACAACGUAUUGAAUUUUAAAACUGCUCUUCUAUCAGAGGCGGGAAAUGCGACUUAUCGUAUUUUCAUCUGUAGUCUUUAUAUACGUAGAAGAGAAAAAUAUUACGAGGUUGGCAUAGCGAAGAGAAACACCGUGGACAGCACCGCUGUAAACCGACGAUCGUACUGUUCUUAACUUACUGGUCUAUGUUCGCGCUAUACGACACCAUAGCGUGUAUAAUUUCGAGGUAUUUUAUCGGUUAUUAUUUUCACGCAUUGCUAUGUAAAUAUCUUCAUUCUGCGACGAUAAUGUUACAAUUCGCUAUUUAUAGAAGAUAAUUGUCAAAGUGAUCGCACAUUGUGAGACUAGAUAGCGUCAUAAUUUGUAAAUAGUAACUUGUACGAUUAUAAUAAAAUGCUACGUGUAAAGAAAUCUAACAUCGUACAUCGUAACGACGUUUAAUGUAAUAUUGAUAUUUGAAAUUUCUAGGAAAUUGCAAACAGUACUACGUAUAUGAAAAACGUAUUCUCAUUUUGCCCUAUCGGAAACCAAAACUUAGCGUGCCACGACUAAUAUACUACACGAUUAUAAUCGUCAGGGUUAGACAGGUUAAUCGUUGCAUUUAAUCGUUAAUUUUCCCUUAUGAUUAUUUUCCAAGUAAACGUUUAUUUCGAUAUUUCUUCGACUAUCAUCGAUGUAAAAUUGAAAAAGGUAAUAUUCCGUAAUAUUCCGUUGUUUCUCGGAAUUUUCCUGUCAAAUAUAUUGGAUCCGCACGCUUUCGACAGUUCUCUUGAUUUGAUAUCGUCAUAGGUUUCUUUGUUCGAUACAAUUGUCAAGUAUGUAUUGCGUAUUUAUAUUUGUAUUUUAUACGUUCCUGUUUGUGGGAAUAAAAAUGAACGCUAUUCUUACUUUUGAAA